ACUAGCCCCUUAUAUCAACAAUCAUUAUGGCUUGGCUGAGGAUGAAACGUGAGCUGGAUUUUGAACUUUGGCGGUGAUGUCGUGUGUUGUCAUGCUUGUUGCUGCAGUCAUUUCAGUUCCUGUGAUCGCACUGAUCAUAAACAGGGCGAGGAAACUCAGAAAACCCCAAAACAAGAAAGUGAUCUCAGUGUUUACAAGGUAUCCCAGCCCCGGGGUGACGAAGACUCGUCUAAUACCGUGUCUGGGAGAGGAAGCUGCGGCAUAUGCACAGCGUAGAAUGACGGAACACAUUUUGGAACGGAUAAGGGCAUACUGUAACAAGCGCAGAGACACGGAUCUCGCUGUAUGGUACAACGGCUCUUCUGAGGACAAGAUGAGAUUUUGGCUGACUCCUAAAGUAGGGGGAUAUAACUUUUUGUACUUCAACCAACAGCCACCAGGUGGCCUCGGAGAAAAGUUAAGGGAGGCAACUCUGUCUGGAUUCAGAGGAAACCGAGAGUAUGUGGUCAUUGUAGGCUCUGAUAUUCCCGGACUUACAUCUGAUGUGAUGGAGGAAGCAUUUGAGACUUUGGAGGGCGGGGCGGACAUGGUACUGGGCCAGGCUGAGGAUGGGGGAUACUAUUUAGUGGGCUUCUCCAAAAAAGCUGCCCAUAAAAUAGGUGAAGUGUUUGAGGGAAUGGACUGGGGGACAGACCAAGUCUUCGUGCAGCAGUGUGAGAAAGCGAAACAGUUGGACCUCAAUCUUUUGAUUCUGGACACAAAGCUCUCUGAUGUGGAUACAAAAGAAGACCUGCCUGUUUUAGAGAACGCUCUACGACUCAGCCGCCGCGAGCUAACAGACAGGAACUGGAGUGUUAUUAUACCCACGAUGAACGAGGAGGAUACAAUAGCUGACACGCUGCAAACUGUGUACAAGAACUGCAGCAGCGAGACAAAGAUUCAGGAGAUAAUUGUCAGUGAUGGCGGAAGUAAAGACAACACUGUUCAAAAGGUCAAGGACUUCUCUCUCAAGGUCAACAUUCCUGUCAAGGUCAUUCACAGUCAGCCAGGACGGGGAUUCCAGCAGAAAUCUGCGGCAGAGGCAGCUACGGGUGACUUCCUGUUGUUCCUUCACAGCGAUACUCGCCUACCACGCAACUUUGAUAUUUCUGCGGAGUCAUGUCUCAAAACACCAGGGAAUGUAGCGGGGUCCUUUACUUGGAGUGUGGAUACUCAGAGUGAUGACAGCUGGUUUUUCAAACUUCAGAUGAAAAUCGUGACAUACUUCACCAACAAACGGAUACAGAUGUUUGAGUAUCCAUUUGGAGACAAUGCUAUAUUCACCAGUCGCCAUGUUUACGAGAAGAUCGGAGGAAUUAAGGAAGUGUAUCUGUUGGAGGAUGUUCUGAUGGUAGAAGAACUAUGGAAGGUGGGCCACGUAGGAAUAGCCCAAGGUGAGCCGGCUGUUACCAGCGCUCGUCGUUGGAGAAAAGGGGGUGCCUUCAGGAUCUCAGGAUUGAACCGCAUAAUUCUGACAGCCCAUUACCUUGGUGUCUCCACGGAAACGCUUGCUCUGUGGUAUUAUGGAGACAAACUUCGAUCUGUCAUGGCUGCUAACAAAAAGAAAUCCUGAAAGAGGGGUGACCUAGGGAACAGGAUGACCUAGAAGAGAAAAUGACCUUGGAGAGAGUUUUAUACCAGUGGAUCAAGCAAAAUGGGAAUUACCCAGAAUUUAUAAAAAAAAAAAUUAUUGUACAGACUGAUUUGUGUUCCUACAGAAAAUGUGUCAAUCACUUUCACAAGAAAGUGUUUUUUCCUGUAGAAAUACUUGAUUAUGUUAUUUAACAUUAUACAUAUAUUAACAGUGCGGGUUAGAUAUGAAGCUUUAUUCAACCAAGGAAAACAGCCUACCAAGGCAAUGCGCCCAAGGUUCCAAUGCUUAAAGCAUUCAAGCAGAUCAACAGACAUUUGCAAUAACAAGUGAAUUUUAGACUGUGAUAUCCUGAUUUAACAAUGACAUUCAACUUAACAUUUAGUCUUUCUGGUUUUAUUGUGUUCAGCAUUAAGGGGGUUCCGCAGGACACAUGGAUAGUGCUACAAGUGGAGGGGUUCCGCAGGACACGUGGAUAGUGCUACAAGUAGAGGGGUUCCGCAGGACACAUGGAUAGUGCUACAAGUAGAGGGGUUCUGCAGGACACAUAGAUAAUGCUACAAGUAGAGGGGUUCCGCAGGACACAUGGAUUCGUUAAAAUUGCACUUUCAAAAUCUUUCUUCUUCUUUAAGAACAAAAAUGUUACUUCAUAGAUCAUGUGACUUUGUUGUCUUGGUGAUUAACAAUGAAAAUUGUUAAAAAAUGAUAAAUACACAAUAUGAAAAUGAA
This is a messenger RNA of Ostrea edulis (European flat oyster), 2359 nucleotides long. RefSeq lists its product as uncharacterized. Lineage: Eukaryota; Metazoa; Mollusca; Bivalvia; Ostreida; Ostreidae. The transcript is spliced from 11 exons. Bases 77 to 1612 code for a protein of 511 amino acids. The record is from RefSeq and is a predicted model, not a curated record.